CGUUCGUAGUAUUUCCUUUUAUUUAGGUGAGCUGCGCAUCAGCCGUAUCGCGAAGUGGCUUGAAAACAUUGUCAACAUUUCUAUUACUGUUGUUUACGUUAUUAUUGUCAACACCAUCGGUUAGUGUGAUCGCACGACAUGGCUUCUUUAAGGGACCGCGUAUUUUGAUAUUUAAGAAGAAGGUAAAAGUCCGAUGCAGCUCUGCGCAGUGUUUCAAGCUGCUGCCUGUCAACUUGUGCUCGAACGGCAACAGCGUUGACCGAGUCUUUCUCUUUAUUUGCGCUGGGGAAAAAAAAAAAAAACUUUUACGGGAUAAGCGAAGAAAAAAACAUAGCAACGUGUGGGCGUUUGCUCUUUUGAACCAUGUCCACCGAGGUUGCGAGCGAGUUGGACCUGACAUUCAGUUGUUUGGACGAAGGGAAUCAAAACAAGUCGGACGCGGACGGAUCCAAGAAACCUGAUCGAGCAAGCCACGAGGAGGGGCAGCAGGAUCCUCCUCAAGUCGACUCGAAACAUCAAAAACACGGGGUCAUGGAAAGCAAAGCGGGUGGCCUGGGCACGGACUGCACAAUUGACAAGGAGAACGAUCAGAAUGCAUCAAGCCACAAAGCCACAGAAAUUGCCAAGAAGAAAGUGAUCGAGGCUCCUCCGCCGAAAGUGAACCCGUGGACGAAGAAGAAUGCAUGCCCUCCCAAUAAUGCCACCAACAGUUCCAAACAAACAGAUCCCCAGAGUCCUGCCAAAAUUGUCCGUGCCAGCAAACCUAGGUCCAGAAAGACCAGCAAGUCAGGUGACUUCAGUGACAUCACAAACUGGCCCACCCCAGGAGAACUCGCCAGUAAGGAGCAGCAUCAUAAUGUGAUAAAUGCACAGGGGAGGAAGGUUACGUCUGGACGGAGGGAGAGAAAGAAGGAUCACGGAGGAGAGAAGAGAGAGAAAGAGAGUGGAAGUGAUGGGAGUGACAGUAAGGAGAACAGGGAGGCGAAUUCAGAUCCAAUCACAGGACUUUCAAACGAGCAGGAGGCAGAGGAUGGAGAGGAGACGCAAAGCAGUGCCCCACGCAGGAGAGGAGGCUGGCGACGAGAAAGAGAUUUCUUUGAUGACACAGCAAUUGUUCGCAGCGAGGGCAGCAAUGUUCGCGGAGGCCCAAGGGGGAGGGGCAGAGGUCGUGGGCGUGGCAGAGGUCGUGGGCGAGGUCGCUAUGACUAUUCCCACAGUUACCGGGACUCUUACCAUGACAGGUCCACGGCUCCAGCCGAGUUCGGCACCAACAUGGUCUAUUACUAUGAUGACGGUAAUCGCGUGCAGAUGUAUACGAUCGAGGAGAGUUUGCUUAAAGAAUACAUCAAACGUCAAAUUGAAUACUACUUCAGUCUCCCAAACCUGGAGCGAGAUUUCUUCCUGCGGAGGAAAAUGGAUUCCAAAGGCUUCCUGCCCAUCUCUCUCAUCGCCGGUUUCCACAGAGUCCAGGCUCUCACCACUGAUAUCAACCUCAUUAAGGAGGCAGUGAAGAACAGUGAAGUUGUGGAGCUGGUUGAUGAACAGAUCCGUAGGAAAGUGGAGCCGGAGCAUUGGCCCAUUCCGGGCCCUCCUCUGGACUCCCCGCGCACAGAUUUCUCCCAACUUAUUAACUGCCCAGAGUUUGUUCCAGGACAGACGUUCACCUCCCUCAGCAGAGUGUCAUCCUCCCCAGUCGGUCAGCUCACAGAUGAACCUGCUGUGGUGAAUGGCAAAUCAAGUGAUGCCACUGACACAGACACAGCCAAACCUCAGUCCAAAGAAUCCUCUCCCUCAGAGUCAAAGUGUAACUCUAGUGAUGAUGUGAAUUCCCCAAAAGAGUGCUCCAGCAGUUUGUCUGAUCCAGACGGCCAGCCAUGGGUACAGGUGGAGAAACGACACAGAAACUCUUCUGGAAAAAACAAGGAACGCUCAGAAUUGGUUGAGUCCAGCCCAGAGCAGCAGCCCGAGGCAGACCAGGAGGAACUGGACUUCCUGUUCGAUGAGGAAAUGGAACGCCUUGCAGCACCUCGCAAGAACACCUUCACCGAUUGGUCAGAUGACGAUUCUGAUGAUGAACUUGAUGACCGAGAUGUAAACAAGAUCCUUAUCGUUACUCAGACCCCCCCUCACCUGCGGAAACACCCUGGAGGCGAUAGGACAGGGAAUCAUGUGUCUCGUGCCAAAAUUACAGCUGACCUCGCCAAAGCUAUUAACGAUGGGUUGUUCUACUAUGAACAGGAUCUUUGGACAAACGAAGAAGGGCAGCAAGACAGUACCAAUGCCAAGGAUGUUGAGAACUUUAAAAAAAUCAACAUGAUCAGCCAAGAUGAGUUUGAAACUCUGGCAACAAAACUUCCUACUGACCCCUACCAAGAAGUCCCACCGCCACCCCCAUGCCAGACAGAUGAGUCUAGCAUGGCUCAUUCUCUACCCACGGACGUCCCAGAAUCCCCUAGUGUGCCUCGGACCCCUCGUACCCCACGCACCCCUGGCAGACAGGACCCCACCAAAACCCCACGUUUCUACCCUGUUAUCAAAGACAACGGCAACCUUGAUGGACAGACCCCCAGAAAGAGGAAAACUCGUCACAGUUCGAACCCUCCUCUGGAGUGCCAUGUAGGUUGGGUGAUGGACUCACGGGAGCACAGACCUCGCACUUCCUCCAUCAGCAGCUCUAAUGCAUCUCCAUCAGAAGGAGCCCCUGCGUUGUCGGGCAGUUACGGCUGUACCCCUCAGUCCCUGCCCAAGUUCUGGCACCCAUCCCAUGAGCUUUUGAGAGAAAACGGCUUCACUCAGCAAGUUUACCACAAAUACCGCCGUCGCUGCCUCAAUGAGAGGAAGCGAUUAGGUGUCGGUCAGUCUCAGGAGAUGAACACCCUCUACAGAUUCUGGUCCUUCUUCCUCAGAGACAACUUCAACAGGAAAAUGUAUGAGGAGUUCAAGCAGUUUUCCCUGGAGGAUGCCAAAGAGAACUACAGGUAUGGACUGGAGUGUCUGUUCCGGUUCUACAGCUAUGGACUGGAGCGGAGGUUCAGACCUGACAUCUUUAAGGACUUCCAGGAGGAGACCAUACGUGACUAUGAGAAAGGUCAGCUAUAUGGACUGGAGAAAUUCUGGGCUUUCUUGAAAUACUCUCAGAUGAAGAAUCAACCCAUUGACCCCAAACUUCAGGAAUACCUCAACAAAUUCAAGAGCAUUGAUGACUUCAGAGUAGAUCCACCGAUGGGAGAGGAAGGAAUACGAAGAAAAGCACAGGACGAGCCGAAACGUAGACGUCACAACUCUUCCUCCUCCUCAUCAUCAAAGCAAACCCAAUUCACCAAGACAUCUUCAGACAAUCAGCCUGCUGCUCGAGGGGUGGCAAAAACAACCUCAACUGAUCAGACCGCUGCCCCAACCGCAACGAAAACCGCCUCAGCCAGUCAGCUAUCAAAUGCUGGGCCAGCCAAGGCAGCCUCAGCCAAUCAGAAGCCAACCUCUUCGACCGCCAAGAGCAGCACGGCUAAUGAUCCUGCUACAAAAGCUCCAUCCAAAGAGAAUGUGAAGAAGAAUACCUCAUCAGAUGCUCGCAAAGGAGAGUCAGUAACGAGCAAAAACAAAGAUAGCCAACAGCCAAAGAAAUAAAGCCCUUAACUACAUUAUACAGUAUUUGAGUGAUUGUAACUCUAGAGCUGUGAAAGGAUUUCCAGUGCUGAUUCAGGCUUGCGUUUUAUACCGUAACCUUGGAAGUGAGCCAGUCAAACCGUUAGAGCAAAGAGCAACUGUCAGACCGUUGUGUUCACAAACUGAAGAGUAAACCAGAUUUUUCUUGGGUGUUGUACAAGACUCUUUUCUGGAUGUGUUUGUUUUUGUUUUUUGUUCUUUCAUUUGUUUUUGUUUUUCCUGCAGUUAGUAGUUUGCAAAAUCAUCAGUAUGCAUGGUGAACCUGUGCAGUUUACAGAAGAUGCAUUCUCUUUUUAAAAUUAGUUCUACCUUUUCAAAUGCCUUACAUUUCAAAAUCAACCCAAAAAAAAAAAAAACUCAUACACACAUAUACAUAUAUAUAUAUAUAUAUAUAUAACAACUCUGUCAGCAUUCAUAAUAAUAAGUCUCUUGGUUUUUAUCUCUAUUGUGUAAGUAUUUUAAUUUAACUAUGUGCCUGACCCGGACAGCACAUCACACCUAUUUGUGUGUCUGACAACAGCACAUGUUUUACUUCGUUUAUUUUAAAAACAAAAACAAAAACUCAUCAAAAAAAAAAAAAAAAAAAUCUACAACUAAAAAAAUCUAACUUGAAUUAAGGUUGACACGAUAUAACACACUAUAUAGACUAUUGCAUUUUUGCUCUUUUAGCUUGUGUAGGAAAAAUGGCAGUGAUGGAAUACUAAGUUCUUUAUGCUUUUAUGAUUAGCUGAGUGUCUGAGCUGAAGAUCAGAGAAGUACGUAGAUACCAAGCCAAAGUGGUGAGGGAUUGUGACAGAAAAGCGUUAACAUCAUCAGGAGCUAGAGGAUAUUCCUGAUAUUAAACAAACAUUUUGCCGUUCAUACCACAGAGGUGAUGGCGAAGGAGAGAAGAGAAGACGUCUUUGACUUUUUCUUUUUUUGUUGUUGUUGUUGAAAAUUUUGACUUAAAUUGGAAAACAUCUGUGUACUUGAAACGUUAUAUUUUUGAAAGGAAUUCUUCCUUUUAAAAACUUUGAAUUCUAUUGGAGUUGAGAUAAUUUAUUGUUUUGGUUUUUUUUUUGUUGUUUUUUUUUUUUUUUUUUUUUUUUUUUAAACCUUAAUUGAUUAUAAUCUCUUUUUUUUUUUUUUUUUUUUUUUUACUGAUAUUACUGAGAUUUUAGAUGACUGCAAAUGCAGUGGCUUUGAGAAUACUUUUAUUUGCAUUCAUUUCCAGGAUGAAUUUUGGCUGAUAACAUUAAAUCAGUGCUCUUUCUAUCACUUGCAAUCAUUAAUCAGACACUGAUGUCUCGAUUGUAUCAUAUUUGCUUAAGAAAACUGUACAUAAAGAAUGUUUCGAAGCAGCUGUAAUUUCAAUCAAUCCAUUUGUAUUGAUUCAUUUUAUUGUGAUGUUCUUGUUUGUGUGCGCUUGUGUGUUGGUAUGCAUGUCAGUUUAAUUUUUUUCCUCAAAUUGUAAAAUGUAAAAAAAAUAUAAAAUAUAUUAAAAUCUGUUUAUAAAACC
Messenger RNA from Myxocyprinus asiaticus (Chinese sucker), 5161 nucleotides. RefSeq names its product la-related protein 1B-like. The record is from RefSeq and is a predicted model, not a curated record. Bases 364 to 3624 code for a protein of 1086 amino acids. Gene Ontology annotation, biological process: mRNA stabilization; positive regulation of translation. Gene Ontology annotation, cellular component: cytoplasmic stress granule; cytosol. The transcript has 18 exons. Lineage: Eukaryota; Metazoa; Chordata; Actinopteri; Cypriniformes; Catostomidae. Gene Ontology annotation, molecular function: metal ion binding; RNA cap binding.